UUUAUUAAAUAUUCCACAUAAAAUUUUAUAAAUGCACAGACUGAUCGUGAGCGACUGCCAAGAGCUUAUUCAUUGUGCCAAAGUUUGUGGAGCGGCAAGCACAACCAUAUUUGUGGACGCCUUCUAUUCUUCUAAAUUUCGAAAUUUCGCGUUUUCAUUGCGCUUGGUGUAAUAAAUUAAUGAAUAGRAGCAAUAAUCAACGGCAAACAUGUUAUCGAGGCAUUUAAAGCAAAUUGAUCACAUCGGCUGGCGUCAUUUGCGCGUUUCAAGGGUACGAACUUUUGCAGCGCAAGUUGAGUCUAAGCAAAACAAUGCAAGUGAUGUGGACUUGGAAAACGCACGACCGUACUCAGAUGUACCUGGGCCAAGCAAGUUCGAGUUGAUACGUUUAUUCAUGCCUGGAGGUUUGUUCUCCAAAAAACCAUUUUUUACCGCCAUUCGGGAAAUGGAAAAGACRUAUGGACAAAUUUUUCGCUUUCCCGGCAUAUUUGACAAACCCGAAAUUGUAAUUAAUUUAAACCCCUCGGAUUAUUCGAUUAUUUUUCGUAAUGAAGGGUUAUGGCCCGAUCGCCGCGUUUUCGAAACUACCGUCUAUCAUCGUGAAAAACAUCGGCCUGAAUUGUUUCACGGGGUCGAGGGUAUUAUAUCAACAUCUGGUGAAAAAUGGGCGAAAAUGCGUACGGCUGUGAAUCCUAUACUCAUGCAACCGAAAAAUGCCAAGCUAUACUUGAAUACGCUCUUGGAGAUUAACGACGAGUUCUUAGAAAGAAUACGGUACAUACGCGAUCCCAGUACUUUGGAAGUGCCCGGCGGUUUCCUCGAUGAUAUUAAUCGACUCGCUUUUGAGGGCAUCGCAGGCGUUGCGCUGAACACACGUCUCGGUUUAAUACACAAAAAUCGUGACACGGCCGAGUGUGAAACGAUCAUGAAGUGCGUACGGAAUUUCUUCGUACUCUCCGAAGAACUAGAGAUUAAACCAUCCAUAUGGAARUAUGUGAAAACACCGAAAUUUAAGGAAAUGAUGAAGACAUUAGACACGAUGACGGACAUCUGCAAUAAGUACAUUAACGAAGCGCUAAUGCGUAUUGAACACGACRGUGAGGGCAACCUCACAUCGGAGCUGGGCAAAGAGAAGAGCGUUUUGGAGAAAUUAGUGCGUGUUGAUAAGAAAUUCGCCGUGGUAAUGGCUUUAGAUAUGAUGUUAGCUGGCAUUGAUACGACGAGCUCCACUUUGACUGGCCUAUUGUUAUGCAUUGCCAAGAAUCCCGAUAAACAACAAAAGCUAYUUGAAGAAAUUAAGCAAAUAUUGCCAGAGAAAGAAUCACAGUUGACAACUGAAAAUAUGCAAAAUCUGCCUUACCUGCGYGCCUGCAUCAAAGAGGGCAUACGUUGUUAUCCCAUCCUACCGGGUACGGUGCGUCGUUUGCCCAAUGAUGUAGUGCUGAGCGGCUAUCGUAUACCUGCCGGUACCGACAUAUCCAUAGGCGCCAAUCUGUUGAUGCAUGAUGAACGCUAUGUGCCACAGCCGGAUAAAUUUAUACCGGAACGUUGGCUGCGUAACGAUCAAUCCGCCCAAGCUUUGGAAGGGCAAAUUACCAAUCCAUUUUUGUAUGUACCCUUCGGCUUUGGUCCACGCAGUUGUGUGGGCAAGCGUGUCGUCAAUUUGGAGCUAGAAAUAACAUUGUCACGUUUGGUGCGAAAUUUUCAAAUUGAAUUUAAUUACCCGASCGAAAAUGCAUUCGCUAUGAAGUUCAUGAGUGUGCCGCAAAUACCGCUCAAAUUCAAAUUCAUCGAGAGAGGAGCGUAGCGUUAGGCAUGAGAAUUGAUGAAAACUCAUUAUAAGUUGCAGUUAUGUUAUUAUAACAUAUUAAGCCCUGAAAAGAAUUACUUAACAAAGGCUCAUGUAUUCUUACUUGCGAUCAGAUAUUAAAAACAGUUGAAAUUUGUGAAAAUGUAUUUUGGCAUUCAUCAAUAUUUUGAUAUAAAUAUAAAAUCUUAAAAAUAUGUAAAUUUCGAAAUUAAAAAAAGUUCUAACUACAUUAGACCAAGGAAAGACCAAUAAAUUUCUCCUAUAUCUAAUCAAACUUCAA
Molecule: messenger RNA, 2090 nt
Organism: Bactrocera latifrons
Lineage: Eukaryota; Metazoa; Arthropoda; Insecta; Diptera; Tephritidae
Product: probable cytochrome P450 12e1, mitochondrial
Exons: 6
Coding region: 209-1807 (532 amino acids)
Molecular function (GO): heme binding; oxidoreductase activity, acting on paired donors, with incorporation or reduction of molecular oxygen; iron ion binding
Source: RefSeq, a predicted model, not a curated record